CCAGGCUCCCUGAUGUGUUUUCCAGACCCGACCCACACCCACAAUUGCGAUCCUGACCCACAAUCCAGACCCCCUUGUGUAAAUUCCAGACUCUGAUCCCUGAUCCAGACGCUGACCACCUGGACUAAAUGUUUCGACUUUCGUGACAACAUUCUUGGAUUUAACAGAUAACUGAAUCUUUGGAAAAAUCAUUUUGCAAAAGAAAUUUUUGAAAUAUUUGCUCUGUUUGAGCCUGAGAGUGAGGCCGGGCAUCAGAACCUGCAUUUAUUAUGGUUAGCUGAUGAGUUUCUAAAGUUAAUGAGAGGGAAAUGAACUUCAAGAAAGAUAGGACAAACUCAACUACCUGAUAUUAUUUUCAAAAAAGGUUGACUAAAAUUCAUUCUCUACUCAAAAGAGCAUUUAGAAUUAUUUUUCGGAUUAUUACAUCUGCAAUUUACAGGUCACGCUGUAUCUACCGCGAGCUGGAGAUACAGUAAUUUUUACGCAGGGGUUCCCUGAGACCUGAAAAUUAUUUCAACGGUUCCCUUGGGGCAAAACGAUUGAGAAAGAUGAUUUAAACGAACAAGAAUGGUUAAUCGAGCAAUAUAGCUGAGAAUGUUCAGAUUAUUUAAGGAUUAAAUACUCAAUGCCCUGUCUUCGCCUUCUCGACCUUGCCUGAGGUUGAAUAGUUUCCCACUCCCGCCAUCGAGGAGCUGAAGUUUGCGAAGAGUUGGGAGGCCCUUCACUUGCUUCGGCGAGCUUGCGGCUCGGUCACGAGGUCCGGCUGACUCGCUGAGGGACAGUGAACUAGGGAAAACUUUGGCAAGUGUUUUCCAGUGCGUGAACUCAUCCCUCCGCCUCUCGGGGCUGCGUGGGUGGAGCCAUCGUCCGAGCGGCAGCUACGCCAAGACUUCGGUUUGCCCCGGGACGUGGUGGGACAUGGCGAUGCUGAGGGGCGUCGGAGCACGGUACGGCGCGGGGGCCGGGGGCUGGAACUGGAGCCGGGGGUCCGCGCUCACUCCACGCCUCCGCGACGGCGACAGCAGCCGGAUGAGCAGCACUCUGCAUUAUUUGGAUAUCGUCCCCUUCAAGCCAAGCCUGACGACCAGCUACAUCCAUGGUGCCACCAACAUGCCACUUGUCGGCAAGACGAUUGGGCAGUAUUUUGAUGAGACUGUGGACAAGCACCCUGACAGAGAGGCACUGGUCUUUGUAAGGGAUGGAGUCAGGAAGACAUUUGGUCAGCUGAAACAGGAGGUGGACCAGAUGGCUGCAGGACUUCUUGCCAUUGGGCUGCAGAAGGGUGACUGCUUGGGGAUCUGGGGGCCAAACGUUUAUGAGUGGCUGCUGGUCCAGCUUGCAACAGCGAAGGCGGGCAUCAUUUUGACUAGCAUCAACCCGGCGAUCCAAGCUAGAGAGCUGGAGUUUCUUCUGAAGAAGGUUGACUGCAAGGCACUGGUCUGCCCCCUAACCUUUAAAACCCAGAAGUACUACAACAUCCUUAAGCAGAUCUGUCCAGAGCUGGAGAAGGCCACGGCUGGGGAUCUCAGGAGUAACAGACUCCCUGACCUCAGGUCAGUCAUUAUGAUUGGAGAUAAACUUCCUGGAACAUUCAGCUUUAAGGAAGUGUUUGAAGCAGCUUCCAGCAGCCACCAUGUGCAAUUGUUAAACGUGCAGAAGAAGAUUUCCUUUGAUGACCCAAUAAACAUCCUCUUUACUUCGGGCACCACUGGAUUCCCCAAAGGAGCCACCCUCUCCCACCAUAACGUAGUCAAUAAUGCCCGAUAUGUCGGAUACAGAAUAGGCUACAACUGGCGGGAAGCCCGGAUCUGUGUGCCAGUCCCUCUCUGUCACAUCUUUGGGAGUGUGGGAGCCUCUCUGAUGAUGGCCAUUUAUGGAUGUCAUCUCUGUUUUCCCUCUCCAAGUUUUGAGCCCCAAGCAGCCCUUGAGGCAGUUCCUAGUGAAAGAUGUACGAUAAUGUAUGGGACUCCCACCAUGUACGUUGGCAUGCUGGGUCAGAAGGAUUUCUCCUCCUUUGAUCUCUCAACAUUGGAAGGAGGAAUUUUAGGUGGUUCACCGUGCCCUUCCGAACUGGCCAAACAAAUCAUGGAUAGGAUGAAGAUACAGGAAAUUAUUGUUGUAUACGGGACAACAGAGAACAGUCCGGUCACAUUUCAAGGAUUUCCACAAGACGAAAUAAAACGAAAAACAGAGACAGUUGGAUACAUCAGCCCUCACAUUGAGGCUAAAGUUGUGGAUCCCCAAACUAAGGAAAUCCUUCCUGUGAACACGGCAGGGGAACUGUGGAUCCGUGGGUAUUCUGUCAUGUUGGGAUACUGGAAUGACCCGGAAAAGACAAAGGAAGUCAUCACCCCGGAGGGGUGGUAUAGAACGGGUGACAUUGCCACACUUGAUCCAUACGGAUACUGUAAGAUCGUAGGCAGAAUUAAAGAGAUGAUCAUCCGUGGAGGAGAGAACAUUUACCCUGCGGAAUUAGAGGCAUUCUUGCACAAGUAUCCCAAAGUACUUGAGGUGCAGGUGAUUGGAGUUCACGAUGACAAGAUGGGAGAAGAGGUCUGUGCCUGUGUGAAACUGCACGAUGGGACGGAGUGCACUGCUGAGGAGCUCUGGGCCUACUGCAAAGGACAGGGAGAAAAGGUGUGUUUCAAUUUUCCAGCCUUUGUCUCCCGCAGAUCGCCCACUUCAAAAUACCACGAUAUAUUGUGUUUGUGAAGGAUUUCCCUCUGACAGCCAGUGGAAAGAUUCCAAAAUAUAAACUGAGGGAGAACCUUGAACGGGAGCUGAAGUUGCGGCCUGAGUGACAAAGAACACGGAGGAGGUCAGCGAGGGGUUCCUGUCAUCCGUGUUCAUCAUUCCCAAGCAGGGAGAACUAUCUGUUAUAACUCACCGGUGUUACCAAGGAACGUGGGGUUCAGACUUCCCCACCAUGAACUCAGGAACACGAAGUAGAAGCCAUUCAGCCCCUCGAGCCUAUUCUGACAUUCAAUUAGACUAUGCCCAAUUUGCAUCUUAAUAACAUUCAGCUUCUUAAUCAUUUGUACCUUUCACAAACAAAAACCUGCUGAUCUGAGCAGAGAAACCUAUUGAAUCUAACAAAAAAAUGCCCUUUGUGUGAAAAAAGAAUUUCUGUCCUGAACAGGCUUGCUGUAGUUGCAAGUUAUAUCUUUACCCUGACUCACUCACUACAAUUCAUCCAUAACUAUACUCUCAAUCUCUUUCAUAAUUUUAUCUUAGAUCUCCCUUUAGCCUUCUGAGCAAUUUGUCCCUGCAGCUGAACUCAUUAGCUCAGACGUCAUUCUGGCAAAAUCCCUCUACCUCUGUACUCCUUAUUUGUAGAGAACAUUGCCCCCUUUUGGAGCAGGGCUUGUUGCAGACAGUCCAAUUACCCACAUUAACAGGGCAAGUACAUUUUAGAAUUACCAGGAACAAAACUGGGAUACAAAGUCUCUGAAUCGGUGUAUAGGGUUCCUUACAUUGUCAGGAAAAGCUGGAAUCCUGAUACAGAAAUGAGAAUGGGAUUGACUGGGAUUGACAACAUGUCCUAAUCAUGUCAUGCCUUAUUUUAGAAAAUCUAAUAGCCCUGUUCCUGGAACCACAACUGGAAUCAUUCCAUAGAUCUUCUGCUGACUACUCCUAUACGGCAGCUGAUCUAAUCUACUUAAUGUACUCCAUCCAAUUAUAAAUUUGAUGAUUUAUAAUUGCAAUAUGAUGAACUUUGAUCUGCCAUUUCACUCAGCAAGGACUUAUCCAAUCCAUUAAUGAAUUGCGCAUCUUACACCGGAGCCAUUUUAACAUGAAUUUGAAGAUCAUUUCUGGCCUAUGACACCAAUCUCUCACUGUGUAACUUAACAUGGGCGGGCUCUACCCCAUGACAAGUCUACCAUGUGCGAGGCUCAGAUUGGAUUGGGUUUCAAAAGAUGAUUUUCCUUCACCAUAGAUCAAAUUAGGAUUGGCAGUGGUCAGGUUGAAUUUUAAUUUUCAAUCAGAGGAGUCCUCAGUCCUCAGUCAUUGUGAUUGUUCUAUUGUAACAGAUAUUUGCUGGAACAGACACCCUACCUUUAGCCUACACAACCCUGGACCCAGCCAUUUCACAGAAUCUACCCAUGAUUCCUCCCCAUCACCCAAGGAAAAUCAGUAUAAAUUCACCCUAGUGCCCAAAGUGAAUAAACAAACUUUCAGUGUAACGUUCAGCAAUUGUUCCCUUUCAUGUAGAAUAGUGGUUGCCAACCAGUCGAUCGUGAUUGACUGGUUGGUCUUUGAGACUUUCUCAGUAGAUCCCAAAAAAAUGAAAAAUAAAUACACAAGUACUGUUGAGAGAUUGUUUCCGGGUUGCGGGGUUUUAGUUCCGUUCUUUCUGCCCAGUGCGCAUGUGUGUAGCUCCCCCGCCACACACUACACAGUGUACUUCAGUGGUCCCCAACCACCGGGCUGCGAGUCAGCUGCACCUUUCCUCAUUCCCUGUCACGCCCACUGUUGAACUUGAAUGCACGCGAGUUCAUUACACACGCAAAGUCAUUACUCAUGCGAGGUCAUCAGUCGCCUAAAUGCAGUGAUACCCUAGCGCCAGGGAUCACUGGUUGGCCUCGGAUAACCGGCGGCCUCACGCGGCCGGUGUGUGUAAAGUGCCAUUGCUACCGGACUGGAGCACGGACAGAGGGACGCUAAACCUGUUUAGCACACCGAAUGAUCAUGGGGAACCCGGCGCUAAAAUAUUCACAGACGACCUAAUUCGGGCUCAGGGUUCCGUAAGUAGCAGAGCAGCUAAAGCACUGUGAUCUACCGAAACAAACUUUUGUCGGCCGAUAGAUCCUACAAGGGGGGUGGGCACACGUCCUAAUGCACCCCUCGCUCACUGGGUCGCUCUGUCCGGACUGCGACCGCCGCAGCCCUGGCACGGGGACCUCCGGCCCUGACCUUGUCCUCUCACCCCACCUACGACCAGCCGCUCCUGGCCAAGGCGUCUGGCGGCGGGCGGGCGGGAGGCUGGAGUUCGGGCCCGGAGGCUGUCUAAUGAGGCAAUGAAGCACACAAAACUGCUUCGGUACCUUGAGUCCAAUCACCCUGCACUUAAAAGACAAACCCGUCGAGUUUUCUUGAGCAGAAAAAAGAUGAGCAAGCGGGACAGAAGCUAAGUGCUGAUAGCCAUGAAAACUAAAUUGUGGAAUAGACUGGACAUAAGGAACCUGCUUCGAGUAUCUCUGUAUUCCCAUCGUGUUUAACACCCCCCCACCACCCUGUCAGCCGGUCCGCAAGAAUAUUGUCAAUAUUAAACCAGUCUGCGGUGUAAGAAAGUUCAGUGACCCCUGGUGUACAUACAUUACUUCUGGGUUGCGGGGUUUUACUUCCGGCCUCCUCUGCCCGUGCGCAUGCAUGUAACUAACCAAUUUAGUAGGCGGAUUUUGCCUUUCACUAAGGCCGAGGUAGAGGAUCUUGGGCUUAACAAGGUUGGUGACCACUAGUGCAGAAUAUUGGAAUGUGACCAAUUUGCAAUGCUGAAGGUUUAAUUUAUUCACCUCAUUUUCUCAAUCAUCUCAGUCAGCUGAAGAAAAUGCCAGAUCACUGUCAGUUCGGGUUGUUCAGUCAAGCCUUGACACAGGCUUCCAGCCAAAACCUUCUGAUUUAACAACUCGGCAUAAUGGAGAUCAGAAAGGUGGGCAUUACCUAAUUUUAAUUCACUACCCAUUUCACCAGCCAAUUAGUUAUAACUUCUAAAAUAUUCGUACAUGCACAUAUUUAGCCAAAAAACUCGAUUUUUAAUAAUAUGAUAUUGAUUAACAGAGAUGCCUAACCAGAAAGAUUAACUCUGCUUUGCAUACACCACAAGCAUGUAUUCAUCUACAAGGGCACUUAAGAUUCAAUGCCUGAGCUUAACCAAAAGCCAAAAUUAUAACUUCAUAUUUGCAUAAUGUUAUAUGUUUUUUCAAAUCAUAAGAAAUUUCAUGCCAGCUAAGUAGUGUUAGUUCUAUAUAACCAGCUUCUCAUAUGUGGCUUCAACUAGUGCUUUACUGAAAACUAUAAUCACUUGUUCUUUUUAUUUGGGAUUAAAUUGUAUAAUUUCACAUUUUACAAUCAUUUUGAUCUGAGUUUAUAUAAAAUAAAAUCAAUUCACUAACCUA
Messenger RNA from Hypanus sabinus (Atlantic stingray), 6116 nucleotides. RefSeq names its product acyl-CoA synthetase family member 2 (gene acsf2). The transcript is spliced from 16 exons. Bases 919 to 2712 code for a protein of 597 amino acids. Gene Ontology annotation, molecular function: medium-chain fatty acid-CoA ligase activity. The record is from RefSeq and is a predicted model, not a curated record. Lineage: Eukaryota; Metazoa; Chordata; Chondrichthyes; Myliobatiformes; Dasyatidae. Gene Ontology annotation, biological process: fatty acid metabolic process.